UGCGAGCAAAAAGCGAUUUUGUAAUGCGCCAUGUUUCAUUUAACUGGAAACUCAUUUGCUGUCGUGUAUACGUAUUGAUUUCAUUCUGAAUGCGCGCAGCUUGCGGCGCUCUCCGAAAAGGAAUUAAUCCGGAUAAAUUAAACAGCGUAAACAAUCGCUUCAUUGUGAAAACAGCAAAACAUUCCCUUACUAAGAUAUUACCAAUACAAUUUUUUCAAACUCGCAUAUUUGUACAAAUAUCAAUUAAUUAUAAAUAUAAUAUGAAUAUGUAAAUAGAAAAGUUUUGGUACGUUAUUAAUAUUUUGUUAUAUUAGAAAUAAGUAUUUCAAAUGUUCAAUGUUAAGUGUAUGUACUUAAAUACAGUAUACAUCAACGCUAAAGAAACGCAUAAAAGCUAAUAAUUCUCGGGAGACCUUGCUUCAGGUGAUAAUCAGUAUCUGAAUCAAGAAACUCAAUAGGUAGACACCAUAGACUACCGACUAGAGGGAGACACCUAAUGCGAUAGAAAAGGACAGAGCUAGAAGGCGUCUGUACAGCAUCGAGCAUAGUGCACUCCUCUUGCAAAAAUGACACGACAUUGAAUCCCCUCGUAGUCCUGCCACUGCGUGUCGUCGCGGGUGGAACGUCGAGCAAGUCCACCCGUAUUGUCAGUUGCUGCAAUGAGACUCCUCUCUUUCGAGAUUUGAAGAUUUUGAAAAUUCAACUCAUGGUUGUACAAUGCAAAAAUUUCGUAUCGCGAGUUUCAAGACACGAUUCGUAAAUAGUUCAUCGAGCGGAGGGGCGGGUAAUCAACGAGGAUCAAUGGCGGUCGAUAUUUUGGACGAGGACCACUUCGCGGUGAGCGCGAUCGUCACCGUCGGUAUGCAAAUUAUCUUCUUCACGAUCGCAGCGACCUUCCAACUGGACAAAUUGACGGACUUUGCCGGCGGCACAAACUUCAUCAUUCUUGCCCUUCUCACUUUCUUUCUCGGCCAAGUGGGCAAGCCUUAUGACAGCAGACAACUUAUGGUAACAGUAUUUGUUUGCCUAUGGGGCUUUCGUUUAUCUGCAUAUCUGCUGUACCGGAUUAUUAAGAUUGGACGUGAUAAGAGGUUCGAAGAUCGUCGCAGUAAUGUAAUUCGUUUUGCAGUAUUUUGGACAUUUCAGGCUGUAUGGGUGUACGUGGUGAGUUUACCAGUGAUCAUCAUCAAUUCACCACGACAUAAAAUUCCACCUGCUCCCAAGACUAUGACACCAUAUGACAGUGCUGGUACUGGACUAUUUGUGACUGGGUUGCUUGCUGAAACCUAUGCUGAUCUCCAGAAAUUCUCCUUCAAACAAGAUCCUGUAAAUAAUGGCAAAUGGUGCAACGAUGGACUGUGGCGAUUGUCUAGACACCCGAAUUACUUUGGAGAGAUCGUAGUCUGGUGGGGUAUCUUUGUGAUAUCAUUGAACGUAAUUGAAGGAGCCGAAUGGGUAGCUAUAGCAUCUCCGAUCUUCACGACGUUCAUCAUUCUAUUCUUGUCCGGAAUGCCUCUAUUGGAAAGAGCUUCCGACGAGAGAUACCGCGACAAUGCAGAGUAUCGCUACUACAAACAGUCCACAUCGCCCUUGAUACCGAUACCGCCGUCAAUCUACGUAGAGGUGCCACAUUUCCUCAAGUUUCUCUUCUGCUGCGAAUUCCCUUUGUACGAUUCAUUGGACGUGAAGCCACGAGCAGCUGUCACCGAGUCGACGUCCAUAAGUCUUGCUGCAUCCACGUAGCUAUAGCCACACGCCGGACGUCAAAGUUCUGAAUCCGGCGUGCAAUCAAGCGUCACGGCCACGGCCAGCACAGCCUUUUAACGAUGCUGUUAAGAUCCUUUACGUUUUACUAUUUGUGUCUCACUCGCUUGAGAGUAAAACUCGCAAAAUUUAGAGUUUAUUCAUGUCCAUGUAAACUUUCCAAUUUGAAACUAUAUACAUUUGUGUUAGUAAAACGUGAGAAAUGAUUACUAUCAUAUGGUACUUUCAAAGGAAGCUGAAAAUCAAACAUACUUGAAUAUAUUCUCUAUGAAUUUUUUGACGAUUUCUAAUUUAUAUAAGAAAGAGUUUAAAAUAUAUUUGAACGUAUACAACGUUGAAGAUCUUGAUUGUACUACCUCGAAUCAGAUGUUCUUGAUAUUGAAAUCAAGUUCAUCGCGAUAGUUAGAUUGAUAGAUACCAAAUUAAAUGUAUAAUAGUUAAUUCCAGAGUCGAAACUAUAUGUAUAUAUAUAUAGUUUACGCUGAAACUUCGUACAAAGCAGUUGAGUAAUUUCAUUUUGUAAAAUGCAGUAUACCUUAGUUGUAUUCCAAAAAUAAAUUGUAAUAUUUAUGUAGCCGUAUUGGUUGCACUACAACAGCAGUUUCAGGAUAAAAUUGAAAAUAUUUUUGGAUCAGUAGGGACCACACGCACAAUUAUAUUAAUUGCUUAUGUAUAGUUUUACAUGCGUAGAUGUAAACUUAACUUUGGAAAAGAGACUUACAAGCGAAAUAAGACUUGGAAGAAACAUUAAUGAAACACGAGAAGAAGGCAGUUGUUACUUAACAAUUUCUUCCCAACUCUUGCUUGCCAUCAAGUUAUAAAUCCGUUAAAACUCGUACUAAAUCAAAUCUUGUUCCAAAGAAAUAUUUAAAUAAAAAUUUUGACGUAAGUUAACGUUUAAUCUGAAUGUAAUUUAUUGUAAAAAAUAAGAGCCUGUUUGAAUGACAUUGAAUGACUGUGCAUAAUUUAAUUGUAGCACUUAAUUAUAGCAAUAUAAAACAUAUCCUAAUGCCGAGUAGAAGACUAUUAAAGAACAAAGGCAUGAAUAAAAGAAAAAAUUAAUUAUCGUAAGCUGUGUUCUUUUGAAAUAUCAAUCACUUUCAGAUCUAAUAUUUCUAAAUUCUUCUUAUAAAUAAGAAAAGGAUUAUAUCGAACACUUUAAAUGACUAAUUUGUCAAAUAAUUAAACACGACGCGCUUUAAAAAGAAUGCAGCUAUAGAUGAAAAUUGUCCGCCAAAUUAUAAAUAAAAUGUUACAUUGUAAACGAUCCUCUGAGAUCGUUUCAAUCGUUUGUUGUUAUGUAAAUCUUCAGAAUUUUAGAUAAUAAAGAAAAGUUGAUUCAAUCGUAUUUUUA
Messenger RNA from Megachile rotundata (alfalfa leafcutting bee), 3118 nucleotides. RefSeq lists its product as uncharacterized. Gene Ontology annotation, cellular component: membrane. The record is from RefSeq and is a predicted model, not a curated record. Lineage: Eukaryota; Metazoa; Arthropoda; Insecta; Hymenoptera; Megachilidae.